Symsagittifera roscoffensis is the source of this 3779-nucleotide messenger RNA. RefSeq lists its product as uncharacterized. Gene Ontology annotation, molecular function: protein binding. The record is from RefSeq and is a predicted model, not a curated record. Gene Ontology annotation, biological process: Wnt signaling pathway. The coding region runs from base 366 to 3683 and encodes 1105 amino acids. NCBI's taxonomy places the organism in Eukaryota, Metazoa, Xenacoelomorpha, Acoela, Convolutidae. The transcript is spliced from 16 exons.
UCAGAGCAGUUUCACGGAUGGUUUGCAUUCAAUGACAAAUCGAGUCGUUUUUAAAAUUAUGAAGCUGAGAAUUGUUAAUUUUACUUUUUGCACAGUUUGAUUUGUGUAUGCUUUACAAUAAUCGCUUCAAUUUAUCUUCUUUUAUCGAACAGUCGGACCAACCGAUGCAUGUGACAUCCAACAUGAAGAUUGAGUAGCUCGCUGGUUGCAGUAGCUUUUAAAAAAAAUCACUGCUUUUCUAUCAAUUAAACAUGAGCAGCUACUUGUGAGGUCUUUUAAGACAAAAAUCACAAAUUAUAACCGGUCAAAAAUUAAUAAUAAUUUGAUGAUUAUAAUAUACACUUACUCGAGUUGAAAAUUCAGCAAUGCAGAAUUUCGUAUCCAAAUGUAUUCAGUCCCUCAACAAUCAUCGGAACUUAGCCGCAAUCGAUCAAAGAAAUUUCGUACCUCAAGAUCAAUGUUUUGGUCUCGAUAACAGAGAGCUGUCUAAUGUCAUCGGGGCAUUACCGUCUCGCAAUCGAGGCAGCAGGCGGAAAGAAAUGCGCCCCGGCAGCACCAGCGUGCAGCCGGAAGAUCAAAAGCAACAAGAACUGGAUAAAAUGGUCAACUCCUUACCGACGUUGACGCCAUGUCAUUCGUUCCCUCCUAACUUGAACAAACGACAGUUGAAGCAAAGCGUGAGUGCCAGGUCAAAUUCGGAUCAAAAUAUUAACUUUGGAACCAACUCGGAGCAUGAAGUCGCACAAAGUGAAGACGACAUCUUGAGGUCGGUCGAGACUUCGUCGACACGAAGUGCGAAUCCAAGCAGAUGGGUGGGAGCCGAGUACCCGGAGGUACUGUCUGGAGCGGGUUCCAGAAGUUCCGUGGAUACCGCAAACUUCAAAUCUGCAUUUUCUGAAAUGACUCCAAUGAGUGAAGUCAACGGAGUUUUACCAUCACUGACUGAUCUCGAAGACAACAAUUACAAGAACCAUGUGGGCACGAUUAUCAACUGGAUCAAUGCUCAAACUAGGAAGUACAUUCCAUAUACGGUCAUGGCGCCACCCAUGCAUGCCACAGUACUCAUAGGAGGUGCUGAACCCCCCAAGAAAUCGACGAGCAAAUCAAAGAAGUCUGCACUCAAAUCAUCGAUCCAGUCGGCCGCCGCUGCCUCCGGGUCUGCAGGAGGACUCAAAAACUGGAUUGUGGAGAACUUGUCUAGAGACAUGCGAGAUGGAACUGUGUUUGGGAUCCUGAUUGAAGUUCUUGGUGGGGAGGAGAUGGAGAUAGACAAGUCAGUGUACAGACUGAGUGAAGUGAGUGAGAGUGAUGAGGCCGCCAUGCACAACAACAUAUCCUCCAUUCUUGCAUUCCUUCAGAGGGAGGGGGUGGACUGCAUGUCCAUCAACCCACAGGAUGUGGUGGGUGGGGACAAAGAGACUAUCAUGAGACUAGUCCUGCUCAUAGCCGCACACUACAGGCCGGACCAAAUUCAAAGACAGUCCCAUCAGAACCAAAGUCACGUGGUAACCUCGAAUGCCCAGAGUGGAACUAGCACCCCUGCUAAUUUCAUGAUUGACCCAACCUCAAACCAGAUUUUUGCCCAGGUUACAGAUAUUAAUCAUCAGAAGUUUUCAGCACCAGAUUAUCAAUUAUCAACUACCUCAAGUACCUCGCAAUUUUCGCCACACCUGCAGUCCAUAGUCGAAAGCGGAGAUCCCUCCCCCUCAAACAGACAACCCCCACCCACACCCAGUCGUAUGAGCACCACAUCAUUCUUCGUUCAAAAUCACCAGAACCAAAACCAUCAUCCUUUGUCCAUGUCACAGCAUCCUAAUAGUCUUCAUUCUCACCAAAUGAACAGACAGUUACCCCCACAUAGGAGUGCUUCUAAUGCACCCACACCACUACCAAACCCCAAUGGACAUGCGAUGGUAAACUUGAACAUGAGCCAAUUGAGAAACAACGACGAGCAGUCCUUGGUCGAAUCAGCUCCAUCUCUGGGUCCUCCCUCGCAGUCAGAGCAGCGUCUUCAUUUGACCAAAUCAGACCUCAACACUCUCAGAGUAACUCUGGAGUACCUACAAGCUCACGAUUCAAUGAUGAGUCAGCAAGGGGUAGUGAUGACGUCACGAAGUGUAGAUACUUCUGGCAGCGCUGGAAUGGGAGGAGAGGACGUGAACACGCGCAAGAUCCUCACGCAGUUACAAGAGAUGCUUAUUCUGAGCCAACCUCCGGACGGAGAGAGCGAAACAGGAGACGAAACAGAGGCUAGCAGCUGUGGAAACUCAUCGGGACACCAGACAUCUUCAACCAACCAAGGCAAAGGGAGUCAGAGCAACGGGAGGUCCACAUUCAAAGCCAGGAAGAGAUCCCAGUCCCACGAGAAGAACGCGGGCAAUAUUCUAGGCAAAGGUGGGGGAGGGAGCAGUUCGCAGAAACAGAUGGCAGCCAAUAAUGAGGUGCUUCUGAAUCAGUUGAGGACUGAAUUGUACAGCAGCAAACAAGAGUGGUACAACAUGCAGAGUGCCAAGAAGCAGCUGGAGUCUCGGGUGGUGGAGGCGGAGAGUGUGUGUAGGAGUGUGCAGGGGGACUAUGUGACAUUGCAGAGACUGCAGCAGGAGACCCAGUCCCAGAUGAUUGAGAUGCAGAAGCGACUAGACCAACAGGACAUACAAGUCCGCGAACUCAAUAGAAAGCUGGCACACAAAGACAAGUCUCUGGAGCAGAAGCGGAAGGCACUGGCAGAGUACCAGAACAGACUCAGGGAUGCUGAAGAACACAAGGCUAACUUGGAGCGAGAGAAUGAGAGAAGGUCCCUGUCGGUUGCACACUACCAGAGAGAGGUGGACGAACUGCAACAUCGGCUGAACAAAGCCCUCAAAACCAAAUCAACGGGUGCAAAUGAGCGUCCACGAAGACGUCACAAGAGCGCCAGGUCUCCUUCCAGUCGGUCAAAGGCACCUUCCGACAGAGGCAAGGAACUUCAGAAAUGUCUGGACAACUUGGACCCAGAAAAUCUAGAACCAUCCUCGAAAUUAUUUAACGUGGCUGGAUCUGAAGAGUACCGGAUGAUAUCCAGUGCAGUUCUGGACAUGAAAAAGAACUUUGGACAGGAUGAUCCAGAGUUCCAAUCACUGGAGGCAAUAGAACAAAGUUUGGAGAGUCUGGUGGAUAAACUCAACAGUCUCAAAAACAUCACUGGAACAUCUAAAACAACGACAACAACUGACGGUGAAUCGGGAGAGGACAACAGUCCCAUUGAAGUUGUUGCAAGGAGCAAAUUCCGUACCAGACCUCAGGGAUCAGAGAGCCAGAACAACCCCACCCCCGCUUCCUGUUCGACGUCUAAAGGUGGGGGGCAAAUCGGUGCCAUGGUGAGAAAGUCUGCGUCGGAGUAUACGUUCAAGGACACGGGCGGAAUUCACAGGAGUAAGAACCAACAGCAGACGCAAGUGUUCUAUUACACCGACAAUCAGACUACCCCAUGCAUCACAGUCAUUCCAAAGAGCGUGGCCAAUGUGACCUUGGCUGACUUCAAAAAGUACACAGUUGACUUGGCGGAGUGCAAGUACUUGUUCAAGGCCACAGACACCGAGUUCGGGCAGGUCAAGGAAGAGAUAUCAGACGACUCCUCCAUUUUACCUGGCAACAACAACCAGAUCACUGCUUGGAUUGAACGUAACAACAGUAAUCACACCUGACAGCUCAGAUCUAUCUCAAACUUCUUGAAAGUGCAAUUUUUGCAACAUAGCAUUUAGAAAUGAAAUUUAUCGUUUAUUAAAGUUUUAAAGAAUGAG